AUGUUUGAUCAAUUAAAAAACCUCAUUCGUAAUGGACGUCGUGCGUCACAGUCGUCAUCAACAGAACGCAAGGUGCAACAGCAACAACUAGGCCCUGAUCGAUUGGAAGCUGUCGAGCGUCUCAUAAAAGAAAGAAAAGCUACCAACAAUGAAAAAACCAACAAUGGGUCGCCUCAUGAACAUAUCCAGCAACGAUACCAACUAUCCGACAAAUUGGGCGAUGGUGCGUUUUCCAAUGUUUACAAGGCAAUGGAUCGUGAAACCCAAGAGUGGGUAGCUAUCAAGAUUGUGCGCAAAUUUGAAUUGAGCCCUCACCAACGAGCCAAUGUCCUUAAAGAAGUUCAAAUCAUGCGUACUGCACGUCAUCCAACCGUGGUGCAGCUAAAGAGCUUUAUGGAAACAAAAGAGCACUAUUAUUUGGUCAUGGAAUUCUGUGAGGGUGGUGAAUUGUUUCAUCAAAUUGUACGCCUUACCUACUUUAGCGAAGACCUUGCUCGACAUUGCAUUCGUCAGGUAGCUGAAGGUAUCCGAUACUUGCAUGAAGAGCGAGGCGUAGUACAUCGCGAUAUCAAACCCGAGAACUUGUUGUUUGAGCCAAUUCCACAUGUACCUCGAGUCAGCACACCACAACCAUUAUACCCUGGUGACGAAGAUAAGGUGGACGAGGGCGAAUUCAUUGAAGGCGUGGGCGCGGGUACUAUCGGACGAGUAAAAAUCGCCGACUUUGGCUUAAGCAAAGUUGUAUGGGAUCAACAGACCAAAACACCAUGCGGCACGGUUGGCUACACAGCACCUGAAAUCGUUAAGGAUGAACGAUAUUCCAAGUCGGUGGACAUGUGGGCACUUGGAUGUGUGCUAUACACAUUCCUUUGUGGCUUCCCACCGUUUUUCGAUGAAAGCAUUCCCGUUUUGACAGAAAAGGUUGCACGUGGUCAAUACACUUUUCUCAGCCCAUGGUGGGAUCCUAUUUCUGAACAAGCCAAGGAUCUGGUACGAAACCUUCUUUGCAUCGAUCCAAAACAACGAUACACCAUUGAUCAAUUCCUCAAUCAUCCAUGGAUACUCAACAAAAAUGUGGUUACACCUGCUGUUGAGCGUGUGCAGACACCUCUUCUUAGCCCAGCUCCAGGUACACCCGAUUUUAGACGCGAUGUAGGCUUGUCAUCAAUGAAGCAAGUCUUUGAUGUAUCAUACGCCGUCCAUCGUAUGGCUGAAGAACGCACACCUCGUCGCAAGGAUCGUCGUCGUCAACUUAUGGAAGAUGAAAGUGACGGUAUGAAUGCCUCGAAUCCUCGAUGUGCAUACGAAGAUAUGGCACAACACAGCAAAAUGGCAUCAUCCGAAAUGCCUAGCAACUCAAUUCGAUUCCAAAAGACAAAGCCUGUAUUUGAGCUCAACAUGGACAAUGCAACCCUGCUGGGUCGACGAAAGAACCAACAAGAGGUUGAAUGUUAA
Lichtheimia ornata is the source of this 1455-nucleotide messenger RNA. RefSeq lists its product as uncharacterized. Gene Ontology annotation, biological process: protein phosphorylation. The transcript has 6 exons. Gene Ontology annotation, molecular function: protein kinase activity; ATP binding. NCBI's taxonomy places the organism in Eukaryota, Fungi, Mucoromycota, Mucoromycetes, Mucorales, Lichtheimiaceae. The record is from RefSeq and is a predicted model, not a curated record. Bases 1 to 1455 code for a protein of 484 amino acids.